UUGAGUUUGGAAUUUGUCUUGGAAUCAAUCGAAGUUAUUAACAGAAAUAGAGAGCAGGGUAUACUUGAUAACACUAAAAAUGAAGCUAUUGAACUGGCCCGUAUAUAUCAAAAUGCAAGAAAGGCUAAAAAGAAUACUAUCCAUGCUAAGCAAGAAGAAAUUUUAAGCUGGUAUCAUUAUGCAAAAAGCUUUGAAAAGAGAGUUUAUGAUGUUUUAUCUAAUUGCAAAAAUACUAAAAGAGCGGAUGACUUAGCAAGAAUUCAGGUUUAUGAUGAAAUCUGGAAUUGUCUUUCCAGCGUUUCAUAUUAUUUCAAUGGAUGUGAACUCUGCGUCCCCAGGAUGCGCGGUCAUAUGACUGAAAUUUCUGAAACUAAUGAUAAAAUCUUGUCUAAAGAAAAUACAUCAAAAACUGAGAUAAGCGUAUCAACUACACCUAUCUCAUUGUCUCAUACCUCUAAUUUGGAAGACAAAUCUUUACUGAAGACUAAGAUAAGUGUAUCGUCUAAUCCAACUUAUGAUCGUACUUAUUUUCGUAAUAAAACACUAGAACAGUAUCCUAAUUUACCGCGAGUAAAUGUUUAG
Messenger RNA from Dentiscutata erythropus, 582 nucleotides. NCBI's taxonomy places the organism in Eukaryota, Fungi, Glomeromycota, Glomeromycetes, Diversisporales, Gigasporaceae. The record is from the annotation of a GenBank genome assembly.